Messenger RNA from Schizosaccharomyces cryophilus OY26, 3603 nucleotides. RefSeq names its product RNase P subunit. Bases 235 to 1254 code for a protein of 339 amino acids. Lineage: Eukaryota; Fungi; Ascomycota; Schizosaccharomycetes; Schizosaccharomycetales; Schizosaccharomycetaceae. The transcript is spliced from 5 exons. Gene Ontology annotation, cellular component: ribonuclease MRP complex; multimeric ribonuclease P complex. Gene Ontology annotation, biological process: endonucleolytic cleavage in ITS1 to separate SSU-rRNA from 5.8S rRNA and LSU-rRNA from tricistronic rRNA transcript (SSU-rRNA, 5.8S rRNA, LSU-rRNA); tRNA 3'-end processing; tRNA 5'-leader removal. Gene Ontology annotation, molecular function: ribonuclease MRP activity; ribonuclease P activity. The record is from RefSeq and is a predicted model, not a curated record.
CAACAGUUUAACCUUGUACUAUAAACGCGAAAAAUAUUUGAGUAUUCAGCAUAGAUACAACUCAAAGUUUAUAUCUAUUUUCCUUGACAUGAAAACUCCCUUCAAUUUACUUCAUUCCUCCCUCACGCACCUUCUCUUCUAGUUCUGGCUAGUAACGUACUUGCUUCCUACUUGAAUAGUUGUGGAUUAAGUGAUUUUGGAGGUGAAAAGUUACGGAUUAUUAGCAACUUACAAAUGAACUCUUCUGAUUGUACAUUUACUGAAGAAACGGGAGAUGAAAUAACCAAUUUGUCUUAUGCGGAAAAACAAAUUGAACAGCAGCGCUAUCAAACAUCCGUUGAUUUACUGCUUCCCAUACAAGAAGAGACCGAUGUCAUUGCAACCAAAAUUAUUAAUUUUGUAGACAACCUUUCGUACUACGAAUUUACCGGAAGCCCUGAUAUCCUUCUAUUUCCCGAAUUGUAUAGUAAUCUCUUGCAUUCAGGAAAAGCAUUCCUUAUUUCUCGGGUGCCUUAUGGUUCUGAUGACCAAAUUUCAGUUGUUAAUGGAAAUCUACUCGUUACGUUAAGUAAAGACUCAUUUUUGCGAACAGGACUGGAUGCUCAUCCAACAUCUUCAAAGGCGAAUAAUUCUGUAUGGCUUGCUUCUUAUGACUUGAAAUCGACAUUUUUAGAACCUCAUCGAAAGGGCUUUGAAAGACUGAAAGGUGCACUGGGCAGGUUCAAUAAUCAGUGGACAUUUUUCUUGGGAAUUCCUCCAGAACACUUAGACAAAUCUUUUAUGGAUUCGCUUAGACAAUCGUUCCCGGUACCAUUGGUACAGCGGCCUUUACGUGCUGUAAGAAACGUCCGUUCAUCUGUUAUAGUUCCUCCUCCCAUAAAUUCUCUGAAAAAAGAUAGCAAGGAUGACUUGCUAGAAAAAUCUGUCGACACUCUAGAACACUUUUCCUUAUUGCUUCUGAAUGCUGAUGUUAUACAAAAAGACUAUUCACCUGAUCCUUAUAUAUGCUCCUGUAAACCUAAUUCUAAUAGUACAUCUGACAUAUUGGCUAUUUCAAUAGUGGGUCUAUUCGACUCGUCUGUUUCCAUGCAUGUUUACAAUUUACUCAGGGAAUUGGACUGGAGUUUUUGUGUCCAUCGUAAUGACCAUCUUUCGAUUCCUGAUUCUUUAGUCGUUUCCGGCAAAGCCAACCGAGCUUUGCUUUGCUUAAGCCAAAAAAAUCAAAAAUUACGCUGGACUUGGAAAAUAAUGUGAAUAACUGGUGAUAUUGGGGGAUAUCGUGUACAUUAUUCUUAACUUGCGAAUAAAAUAGCUACUUCGAUAGGCAAAUGCCAUCUUAUAUAACUUAUGAAAAAUUAAAUCUCCAGAAAAACCAUAUCCAAAAUUCAUUAUACUAACUAGCGCUAUACAUUAUUCCUUAGGAAGGAACUGCAGUGUUCCCGUGAUGUCAACUUUAGGUUCAACAUCUAUUGUAUGAAUUUCUGGUUCAUCCUGUGAUGCUUUUCCUGUUCUCAAUCUCUCCAGCAUCAAAUUGGACUCAAAUGGUUUGAUACAAGGUGAAGUAGUACCUAAUGUUAUGUGUAGUUGAGGAUUGCCGGUUUUUCCAAACCACAUGCUCUUUGAAUCAAUAUCUACUUUAAAGCACAUCACUCUUCCGUCCCAUACGAGGCUUCUCAGAGUAAAGCUAACAUGAUCGAUAACGUUGCUUCUCUUCUUUUUAAGCUGAUUAAGGUAUUGUUGCCAUAAAUCAGCCAUUUCGGGACCCAGCGUGAUUUGCGACCUGUGUAUCAUCGUCACAUGAAAAGAAUCUUGAAGGGUAUAAGAAGAAAACUGAUCAUCCCAGCUUAUACCUUUUGACCUAAUAACAUCCUUUAAUAUGGCUUUUACUUUAUCUGAAGGAAUAAAAGCUCCGAAAUAUUGAAUUUCGUUGGAAUUUCUUUCUUGUUUCUUCAAGGAGCUUUCCCCCAUAAUUUUUGUAUAAGUAGGCACAUAAUCGUUGACAGCAAAUUCUAGAGCUCGCUGAAAUUCAUCCUCAGAAGGAUAGUUGGUUAUCGAGUCAGGAAUAUGUUGUUGCAUGUAAUCAACUAUUAAGCGUGCAUUCUCCAAAGAUCCAACAUGUGGAUCCAAUUCUAUAACAUCAUCAUAACCUUCAUCAUGAGAAAAUAAUUCGGGAUCAAACGGCUUGUAUUGUUUGUAAAACAUGUCUAGAAUAGAAUUUACCUUUUCUACACCUUCCGAUACUUUGAUGGAUUGGUGACGAUCACCUCGGCUUAUUACUCGCUCUUGCACAAAAGAACGAGUACUCAAGUUUUGUACAAAAGGCAAAGCUACAUAGCGAACCCCUUCUAAUUCAGCCGAAACAUCACUUCGAAGAGCACUUCUCAUAUUCGGAAUGUGAUUGUUUCGGUCAGCGAAUACAAUCGGAUGACCAUUUUGAAACUCGUUAACAAUUGCACGUGCAAAUUUCUUAGGUCCUCCUUUACCGGAAGGGAUAUUGUCGUUCUGUACGACAGGCCAAUUGAAUAAUUUCUCCAAAAUCUUGGCAACCGUUGUUUUUCCACAACCAAUGGUAGCAAUUGGUACGAGUAAUGUGUAAGGCUUCUCAUUGCUAGACUCGACCGAAAUCGUCAUAGCGUCGAGUUUGGAGAGUAGCAAAAACUCUUCUCGCAGAGAUAUUAUUCCUUUGUUUUUAAGAUACAGAGCCUUUAAUUCAGGCUUCUCUUGGAACUUUUUUCUACAAAAAUCCACAUACUCGUUUGUAAUCUUUUUGUACUUGGCGUAAUUAAGAGGCUUGUCAUGGAUUAGCAUUUUUGUAACCUCUCUCCAUUGUCGAAACAUGCCGUAGGGCUCUUCAAACUUAUACUUGAAAAAGAAAUCAUUUGUUGAGUUGCGUUUUCCAGCUUGAGCAGUUGAAUGACAACGCACAACGAAUCCCUCAACGCUGCGGUUAUUCAACCUUCCAGUCUUUGCAGUCUCUUCCAAAAAGUGCUUCAUGUCUUCAAAUUUGUGAAUGUAAAAAGAAUCAGUUUUCAAAAAACCCCAAACCUUUGCGAAAGCGGAUACGUCUUCUGAUGACGCCGUGGUAAAUUCAGGAAUAUUCAUAUUUAGACCAUGUAAAUACAAACCACGACGAUCACCUCGAUAUGGAAGAAUGUGUUCCUCAAAAUCGUCAUCACAUAACUCUGCGACAGCUGUAGCUUGGCGCUUAAGAAGCUCCUGGGCAAGCUCUUUUUUUGAUUUACCAACCUUCUUCAGAUGAUCUUCAAGCCAUCGCUCUCCAGCUAACGCAUGGGAAACGCUUUGGCCUUCAACAGCACCAAAGGAAUGCUUACUGGUGAUGAUGAGCUCGCCGUUGGAUAAAGCACUGAUAAAAAUAAUACAACCGUUCUCCUUGACUGUCAGCUCGUAAGGCCCCUUUGUGUGUUCCCUCAGAGAGUUCCAAGUAGUGAGAGGAAUCUCAUCAAUAUUGAAAAACUUGUCAUAACCACGGAUAGCAAUCUUUUGUUCUUUCGUCCUGGGAUCCAUAUAGGUGAAUAAACCACGAGCGCAUGUUGGUAAACGUCUUUUCAAACCUGUCACACCAUCAUAUGUCUUCUUGCUGUC